AUGCCGACUCCAGUAAAGCUCAAUGCCAUGCGGCAAAAACGCACCAACUGCAUCGGCAACAUCAAGGCCCUGGAGCGCGACAUUGAUCAGUAUCAGCAAGCUGAGGAGCUUGACGUUUUCCUCGCGAGAAAAUAUCAAACCCAACUCGAGGAAGAAUGGAGACGGUUCCGACUCGUCCACGAUGAGCAACGAUCGACCCCGUCGAUAGCUGUAAGUAACCCCAGCGGCGAUUCAUCAGCGACCUCGAAUCCAGUCGCGAUCAAAUUACCGGAUCUUCGGCUUCCUCCAUUUGAUGGAAGCGUAGAGAAGUGGAGCACAUUCUACGACACCUUUUUAUCUACAAUAGAUCGAAAUCCUGAUCUCACGGACAUACAGAAAUUCCACUGCCUGCAGUCCGCUUUGCAGGGAGAGGCAGCGGACUGCUUGAACGCGUUACCCCUGAACAAUCUAAAUUACAGUCAGGCUCUGACCGUUCUCAAGGAUAGUUUCGAAUGUCCUCGAUACACCGCAUCCAGCCACUGCAUGUCAAUACUUGAUUACCCCAGAUUAACCAACGAUUCCCCGACGGAAUUAAGGCGUUUAGCCCACACUAUCAAGCAACACAUAUGUGCUUUAAACAAAUUAGGUCAAGUCAACCCCGACAACAGUGCUCUCCUUAACUGCAUCAUUUUGUCGAAGGUACCACUAAGUAUCCAAAAACAGUGGGAAAUGACUCUGUCUGACCACGAAGUGCCUCAGUAUAGUCUCUUGCUAAAAUUUCUCGAGAAAUUAGCACGGAGCUCCAGACCGCUUCCCCCGGGUCAACAAUCAAGAGCCGCACCGGAGCAAACUAUUUGGAUCCGUCAACGCGCCUCACGAGGGCAUGUAUUGACAGCGACACAAGCCACUCCAGUAUGCCCUACCUGUCAGGGACAACACCGGGUCUGGCGAUGCGAUUCCUUCAAAUCCAAAACUGUAAGUAAACGCUUAAAGGACGCUACAAGGGCGUCUUUAUGCUUGAACUGUCUGAAGAAGGGGCACAUUGCACGUGAUUGUCACGCCGGCUCAUGUCGAGUGUGCGGAGGACGACAUCACACGCUGCUACAUCCGGAAAAACAGUCGUCGAGGUCGAAUUCCUCCAUCUCGAGCCGAAGUCCCUCCUCGUCAAGCAGGAGAACAGCAUCGCCCCCGUCACCUACCGGUAAGCGGAAAACCUCGAAGAAGCCCAAUUCGGGAACUCGCCCACCAGUUCAUCCGACAGUUCGAAACGGACACACGCUGACCACAGCCCAAGUCCACAUAUUAACCAACAAGCAGCAACCGAUCCAGUGCCGUGCGCUCCUCGACACCGGAUCCAGCAUGAACUUCAUCACACAAAGGCUUGCAAACAUUGGCGAUGAAACGACUCGCAUCCCUCAACCGCCGAUUCCAGCGCGACAGGCGCUUUGA
Bombus impatiens (common eastern bumble bee) is the source of this 1428-nucleotide messenger RNA. RefSeq lists its product as uncharacterized. Gene Ontology annotation, molecular function: zinc ion binding; nucleic acid binding; aspartic-type endopeptidase activity. The transcript is spliced from 3 exons. Gene Ontology annotation, biological process: proteolysis. The coding region runs from base 1 to 1428 and encodes 475 amino acids. The record is from RefSeq and is a predicted model, not a curated record. NCBI's taxonomy places the organism in Eukaryota, Metazoa, Arthropoda, Insecta, Hymenoptera, Apidae.